AUGAAUAUUGAAAGGGAUGAGCUGGAUGGUGUCGUUAAUUUCCUUGUACAACACUUGUCCCAGCGACUCGUAGAAGCAAAACUCUUUCAUGGAGUGAAGGAUCGAGUUGAGUCACUUCAUAGGGAGCUCACAUUGAUAAAUAUCCAGAACUCCGAGGGGAGAUGGAGCGAGCAUCCCAUAGUGAAGGAGGUAGUCGAGCAAAUCAGGGAUGUGGCUUUCGAGGCUGAGGAUGUUAUUGACAAAUUCAUUCUCAAGGUUGGAGAACAGAGGAAGAGGAACUGUAUGGGAAAGCUAAUUUAUAGCUUUAACCAUGUAAUAAUGCACUGGGUUGUUGCAAAGAAGAUAGAAGGCCUCAACAAAGACAUCAACAAAAUCUACAGCAAUAAAGACAAGUACGUCAGAAAAGCACUAGUUACUGUAGACACGUCGGAGGUGGCACUCCACAAACGAAGGAGAGAAGUCGAGGAAGAUGACGUGGUGGGCUUCGUUGAUGACUCAAGGAUAUUGGUGAUGCAACUCACUGAUAAAGGGUAUCCUAAUCGUGACGUCGUUUCAAUCAUCGGCAUGGGCGGAUUGGGCAAGACGGUUCUUGCCAGGAAAAUCUACAAUGAAAUCAAGGAAUGCUUUGAUUACCAUGCAUGGGUGUAUGUAUCGCAAGAUUUUAAAACUAGAGAGCUGUUUAUCAAAAUUCUAAAGAAGAUGUCAAUAUCAGAUGAGUUGAGAAGGAACCUUGAAGUCAUGAGUGAAGAUGAACUAAAAGAGAGGUUGUUCCAAUACUUGAGAGGGAAGAGGUACCUUGUAGUCAUGGACGACAUCUGGAAAACUGAAGUCUGGGAUAAUGUAAGAUCUGUCUUUCCUGAUAACUCUAAUGGAAGUAGAAUAUUGAUCACCAGCCGCAUAAAAGAAGUGGGUUUACAUGCCGGUCAGACUUUUGGUCCCUACUUUCUCAAAUUUCUUAACGCAGAUCAAAGCUUGAAACUCUUCCACAAGAAGGUGUUUCGAGGUGGAGAAUGUCCUCCCGAGUUAGAACCUCUGGCAAGACAAAUCGUAGAAGGUUGCCAUGGCUUUCCCCUUUCAAUUGUGGUAUUGGCGAGCAUUUUAUCAACCAAAGACAUGUUAUUCCACAUAUGGUCUAGGUUUGUUGGUCAAGUAAAUCAGAUCCUUACUCAUGAUUCACCAGUAUGCAAGCAAAUACUGUCCUUAAGCUACACCGACCUGUCUCAGCAUUUGAAACCAUGUUUUUUGUAUUUUAGUGUGUACCCAGAAGGUUUUGAGAUCCCUGUAAGGCAAUUGAUUCACCUGUGGAUGGCUGAGGGCUUCAUACAGCAAACUGGUGAUAGGCAUAUGGAGGAUGUUGCUGAAGAAUAUUUGGAGCAGCUCAUUAAUCGAAGUUUGGUCCAAGAUGCUAGCAGGAGGACAGAUGGAGGAAUAAAGACAUGUCGUAUUAAUAAUCUUUUGCGAGAACUCUACAUGUCAGAGAGUGCCGAAGAGAAGUUUCUUGAGGUUUGUACAGAUGUAUCUACAAACAAAUCCCGCAGACUUUCCAUCCAGGGUAGCCCUCGUCGAUGCAUUUCUUCAAACCCCUCUGAUCCUACACGUGCCCAUACUUUGCUGUUCUUUGGCAAAGAUAAAGGUGAAUUUAACUUCAAUACAGAUGCCUUGGAUUGGGUCGUCGAAAACUUCAAGUUGAUUCGGGUGCUUCAUUUCGAGCAUUUAGAACUCCACUCCAUUCCCGAAAGGAUAGGCACAUUGAAGUAUUUGAGGUAUUUGAGGAUAAAUUUAUCUAAUGCAGUAAGUGUACCAGAUUCCAUUGGCAACCUUACGAAGCUAGAGACUCUUUACAUAAAGGGUAAUCUUGAAGAGGGAUGUUUGCCAAACGGGAUAUUUAAGCUGGAACGUUUAAGAAAUCUGUAUCUGAAUGGGAAACUACCGUUGCCUUACCAUGUGGAUCAAGCUUUAUGGAACCUCCAAGUUCUGUCAACCGCAACACUUUGUUGUGAUUUUCAAACGCAAAUUUUGGGUGUUGUAGGGGACAGGUUUCCUCGUGUAAGGAAAUUAAAAAUACGACUUUUGUUAGAAUCGGACAUGAAUGAUCAGGGCAAUGGCCAUGAGCAGAGGGAAUUCGACCGUUUGUCAAGGCUCCACCAUUUAGGCCAUCUGGAAAUACUGAGAAUUGAUAAUUGUCCAAUGCUUCCUACUUCACUUCCAGAUACCAUCACCAAGCUAACCUUAAAAGCAGUUGACUUCGGAGUUGGCGGUGGCUUGAAAGUACUAGGAGAACUUCCUAGUCUUCUUAUACUGAAAAUACAGAGUUGCCCUGUUGAUGAUGGUGGUCUCCACAUCAUUUCAGAUUCGUUUCUUAAACUCCAAGUCCUCAAACUGGAAGGUUUGACCCUUAGAGAAUGGGAACUGGGGACAGGUGCAAUGCCAGUCCUGAGGCAUUUGGUUUUCAAGAAUCUUGGCCAUUUGAGCAUGCUCCCUCGGGAACUACCGAAUUUGACUGCCUUGCGAAAUGUAGAGGUGUUAGAGAGCAACUUAAAUCUGGUAGGGAUGCUUCAGGAAUUGGAGACGAUAAUUGGGUUUAAACUGCUGAUCAUUCCUUCCGUCAGUGCCUGA
This is a messenger RNA of Corylus avellana, 2616 nucleotides long. RefSeq names its product disease resistance protein RPP13-like. The record is from RefSeq and is a predicted model, not a curated record. Gene Ontology annotation, molecular function: ADP binding. NCBI's taxonomy places the organism in Eukaryota, Viridiplantae, Streptophyta, Magnoliopsida, Fagales, Betulaceae. Gene Ontology annotation, biological process: defense response to other organism.